AUGGCUUCGAAUCUCGUUGCGUAUGUUUCCAAACUACUGCCGAGCACAGCGCUGCCAGACUUCUCCGUGGAAAUAAAAAAGAAGCAGUUGACUCCUGUCAUAGAAGCUGUAAAAUCAAAGCUGCCGCAGUUGCUGGCUUUGGAAACCGAGGCAGAAGUUGAGGGCGUCUUUGCGCUGCUUUUCGAUGUGGUCUUACAAACCCCCCAAGCGCAAGAGGAGGCGCUAAAAAUCUUACAAAUUAUUAACGAGGAUGUCAAGUCCAGCGCUAUUCUUCGUCUACGCCUAGCUGCUUCCUUAUUCAAUAAAGCCAAGAUGUUGCCCAAGUUGCAAUUGCAAGCGCUUAUGGAUGUCCUAACACUCGCUCGGAGCUCGAACAACAUUGAACUGGUUGCUCCUUACUUAACGCAAUUUGAAACAUUACUGGACAUGCAAAAACUUUGCGUCGAGGACCGCCGUAUGCUUUUGUUGGUGGUAGCUGAUGUGCUAGAACAGGCCGGAGAUGAGCUCAAGGUGCUGGCCAUAUUAGAAAAGUAUCUGGCCACAUAUGAUCAAGGAAAGGAAGUCAAGCAUCAAGUCUUGCGUGCCGUCAAGAUUGUGUUGCAGAAUCCUGUGGCCAGCUUCCUAUCGCGUGUUGACCUGGCAGCCAGUUCAGUGGUACAAGACGCACUUCAGGGUAGUAAGAUCUGGGACUUGCUGGACAUUAUAUCCACCAAGACGCUUAAAGAAUUUGUAGCUUUCCAAAAAACUUCUGGAGCAGUUUUCUCUGAAAUUGGCGCGGUAGAAACCGAGCUGGCUGACACCAUGCGAUUGUUUACGCUGUGCACGUUGCCCACGGGAUUCAAAGAGAUCCCGUACGCUGAAAUAGCUGUUGCCCUGGAUGUAAAUGAACAAGACGUCGAGCAGUGGGUCGUCCGCGCAAUUACAGCUGGUGUCGUGAAUGCGAAAAUCGACCAACUUGCCCGUACAGUGAUGAUCUCGCGGUCGCUACAGCGUCGCUUCGGCGUCGAGCAAUGGAAGGAAAUUGACGCUAAAUUGCAGCUGUACAAGAAGAACGUUGGUGGAUUGUUGCAUAUUAUUAGAAAUGCGCAGCGUGCUCAAGAAAAGCACUGA
This is a messenger RNA of Plasmopara halstedii, 1110 nucleotides long. Its product is annotated as proteasome family protein. The record is from RefSeq and is a predicted model, not a curated record. Gene Ontology annotation, molecular function: translation initiation factor activity. Gene Ontology annotation, cellular component: eukaryotic translation initiation factor 3 complex; cytoplasm. The transcript has a single exon. NCBI's taxonomy places the organism in Eukaryota, Oomycota, Peronosporomycetes, Peronosporales, Peronosporaceae. The coding region runs from base 1 to 1110 and encodes 369 amino acids. Gene Ontology annotation, biological process: cytoplasmic translational initiation.